Messenger RNA from Ictalurus furcatus (blue catfish), 2635 nucleotides. RefSeq names its product forkhead box protein N3. Gene Ontology annotation, biological process: regulation of DNA-templated transcription. Gene Ontology annotation, molecular function: cis-regulatory region sequence-specific DNA binding; DNA-binding transcription factor activity. NCBI's taxonomy places the organism in Eukaryota, Metazoa, Chordata, Actinopteri, Siluriformes, Ictaluridae. Gene Ontology annotation, cellular component: nucleus. The coding region runs from base 449 to 1480 and encodes 343 amino acids. The transcript is spliced from 5 exons. The record is from RefSeq and is a predicted model, not a curated record.
GAAAGAUAUUUGACUUGUGCGCACCUGUUUGAAAGAUAUUUGACUCGUGCACAUCUAUGUGAAAGAUAUUUGACUCGUGCACAUCUUUGUGAAAGAUAUUUGACUCGUGCACAUCUGUGGGAAAGAUAUUUGACUCGUGCACAUCUGUGUGAAAGACAGCUGUACUUGUGUCCACUCUCGCUAAAUAGCUACGUGUCUCUUUAAGGAUGGUCUCGCGCUUGAGGCGCGCCGGCUGCAAAGCGUCUUUUUUGUAUCCUAGGAAACAUGGGAAAGGAGAGAACGGGGACAGGACAAGUGAGGGGUUAUAUUUGAUGAGUGGCUGUUCUUUUGGUCCAAUUUGAGCAAUAUUCCUACUUUUGUUACCCCUCAACUUUAACAGAUUAGACGCAAAGCAUCGUAAAUCCGAAGUGUAAAUUAGUCCGUGAGACCGGAAUCUGAAUGUCUGUACAUGUGCCCUGGAGCUGGGAGUCAGAUGGAGAACCACACACACACACUGCCAUCCCUUUCUCCUAUCCAUUCCCCCACAAACAGCUCUAAAGCACUUUCCCUUUCUCCAUCUCUUCCCCAGCAUUCUGCUACAGUACCUGCCUCACUCCCGCUCUCUCCAGCUUCUCUGCCCCAGUCCUCUCCUUCUCACCUCCUUAAGUCACACUGCCUCAGUCCCUCAACUCCAUCAGAUCAGGAUGACUUGACCUGCCUCAACUGGCUGCAUCAGAGAAACAUACUGCCUUUGUCCAAAAUGCCUCCGCUGUCUCAGUAUGAAUCGGCCCCUAUCUCAAGUCUACCAUCUUCCCCGGCCAAGCCUCCAUACUCUUUCAGCAGUCUCAUCUUCAUGGCUAUCGAAGACUCGCCAGACAAAAGGCUUCCUGUAAGAGGGAUCUAUGAGUGGAUAGUCAACAACUUCCCCUACUACAGGACAGCCCCAAGUGGCUGGAGAAAUUCAGUGCGACACAACCUGUCCCUGAGCAAGAGCUUUCGCAGGAUGCAGAGGGACAAGAGUCAAUCCAUUGGAAAGGGGUCACUGUGGUGUGUUUGCUCAGAACAUCGACCGGCUCUUUUAGAGGUACUCAAGAAAACUCAUUACUGCCACAGCAACAACAGCAGUUUGCUGAAUAAUCCUGUUUUGUUGGAGGCAGCUGAUCACGGCCAGACCGUUAUGUGUGACACUAUGGAAAUUUCAGACUUGGAUUUAAAUAACCCAACUCUGUCCUCAAAUGCACCAUGUUCUUUGAUCCCUGAGCAUGAGGAGCUGGUAGCCAUACAGUCUGUAGAGCUUACAGAAGAGGCCGAGUCGGAGAAAGACCCACUGGCAGACAGCGGCUACAUCGAAUUCCACUAUUAUCAAUGUGAACAGUAUCAGUAUCUGGUGCUGCCUGGGAACAGCGACUUGGACUUGGAAACGGUUGAGAUCCUCCAACUUGACGCAGAAGCACAGGAAGCUGCAGGAUCGCUGCUCGAUUUAGCAGGAGGAAGCCACUGAUACUCUUGAUAGAAAUUAAUGGAUAAGGCCAUACAGGUUGUGUAGGCAGCAUGUACUGUACAUUUUCAGGAAUGAAAAUUUCAGGCAAAAAUUGUGCUGGAAAGAGGUUAAGGCUGUGUAUGAACAGCUUUCAUGUAUUGCAGUUUUCUGACUCAAGAUUCAAAAAUGAAAGCACACACCACUAUUAAAACAAAACAAUAUUGUGGUUGAUCAAGACAUUUAUCAGACAGCACUUUUUGCAGCCAGAGAAGACAUAAACUUUGAAGACAAAGUUUAUUAAUAUAUCCACUGGGUUGCAGGGUUUAUUAGGUACAGCCCUCCUUGUUGCUUCACUUAGUACUAGCUAACCCUAUCAUAAAGUUCACUGAGUAACUGGCGCAGUGGAAAUUGCUGACCAGAGAUUAUUUGGGAGAUGGACCCAACACAACACAACUGCCAUAACUGCUGUACUAAAAUUAAAAAUUGUCUGAAUAAUAUAUGAUUAGUAAUGGUCCUAAAAUGGUUCUUUUUCCAUUAAUGAAUGCGAUAGACUUCAAGUGACUAACUGAUUGCCAUGGGUUGCCAUCAGUUAUUGGACUUGCAUGGUGGUUGUAACUAAUGAACUAACAAAUCAGUUCAAUUGUAAGUAUAAGAAUGAACCUCCUUGUUUUCUAAUGAUAUAAAUGAUAUAUUACAGUUAAUAAUGGUAUAGUGAUAUUAAAGGAAAAACUGCCAGUAACUCAGCUUUUUGAUUAGGAUGUUUUAGACUAUUUUUUUCCACCUCUUUUGAUUAUUAACAUUAUAAUGUCAACGUGUUCUUAGUGCACCGUAUUUUAUUCUGUUAAUUUGGUUAAAUUGUUUAGUGGUGUGAUUAGCAGCUUGAACCAAAAUGCCUCCAGAUGUUGUUUAUAUGUAAAGGCACUUGAUAAUAAACUUCUGCAGUGAUUACUUUUGCUUUGCCGUGUAUAAUGGAUUCAGCUCUGUAUUUGAAAUGAAAAUGUGGUCUGUCCAUGCUCUAGCUUGUUUCACCAAUGCUUGGCAUUUUGUUCCUCAAAUGACUCACUGCUGAAAAUGUGCGAGACAGACACUCCCCAAAUGGCGGGCAGUACUUUAUGUAUCAAAGCCUGUACCCACCCACAUUAGUUUUUCUGACAAAAUAACAAUCGAAUUAACCCC